AUGGGAAGAUUGUAUUUGAAGUAUUUGAAUGGAUCCUCCAUCUAUGUAUGCUCUAACUGCAACUCACAUCUUUCAAUGAAUGAUGAAAUUAUAUCUAAACAUUUCCAUGGACGUUUUGGAAAAGCAUACCUCUUCAACAAGGCUAUCAAUGUGACAACAGGUCCAUCUGAGGAACGGCAGCUAAUGACUGGACUUCAUGUCGUGUGUGAUAUUUACUGUGUAAAUUGCAAAGCUAACGUUGGAUGGAAAUACAAGAAAGCAUAUGAAAGCUCAGAGCAAUAUAAAGUUGGAAAAUUUGUUUUGGAAAAGGCAAAACUGAAGAAAGAGAACACGUUUUUGAAUUGA
This is a messenger RNA of Naegleria lovaniensis, 345 nucleotides long. RefSeq lists its product as uncharacterized. The record is from RefSeq and is a predicted model, not a curated record. The transcript is spliced from 2 exons. The coding region runs from base 1 to 345 and encodes 114 amino acids. Lineage: Eukaryota; Heterolobosea; Eutetramitea; Acrasida; Naegleriidae.